Anarrhichthys ocellatus (wolf-eel) is the source of this 486-nucleotide messenger RNA. RefSeq names its product myoD family inhibitor domain-containing protein 2-like. NCBI's taxonomy places the organism in Eukaryota, Metazoa, Chordata, Actinopteri, Perciformes, Anarhichadidae. The record is from RefSeq and is a predicted model, not a curated record. The transcript is spliced from 2 exons. The coding region runs from base 1 to 486 and encodes 161 amino acids.
AUGGACAAUCCACCUAGAAAGAUGACAGGCAAGCUGCUCAGUGGGGUAUGCAGACUGAGCACCAUAUCAGAGCAAGAACCGGACAAGCUGGACACCGAUCCCAGUUCCCAUGAUCCCCCGGGUGGCAGUGAGUGGGGUGGAUCCAGCCUCUCCAUGUGUUCUGACAAGUUUAAGAGCAGCAGCAGCAGUGUUUUUUCCUCUGAUGAUUCACACCAGUCUGCAAGUGGAGAUGAAUGUGCAGCACUUCUUCUUGCCUGUCUGCAUUGUCGUUUUCACGAAUUUACGGAUCUCCUGUUGGAUACAUGUGAGAGGGCUGUGAGUCGCUGUUUUCCCUCGUACAAAUACAUCACGGAGUCCAGUGACCAGCAGGGACAGGACUGCUGCAAUUACACGCUGGAACUGGAGUGCAACUGUUGUGGCUCCUGCCAGGACACAGGAGAACUUAUAGAGCUGGCCAUGGAGAUGUCAGAGGUCUGCUAUCGCUGA